AUGCUUGGACGUGAGUCUGGGCCCAACGAUGACUCCCCGCAAAGCCUGAAGAAGGAGCUCAGCAUGCUUCCCACAAUACAGUCCGUGUCGUGCCGGACGCCCAAGUGCGACCGCAAUGCCACGUGUGCCAGCGCCUCGCAGAGGUCUCUGCAAACUCCGUAUGGGUGCUGUAGCGACUACAUGCUCCUGAUGCUGACCGAUGUUACCGGAUGGCUCCACGAGCAGGGCAUUCCAUACUUCAUCACCUACGGAACUUUGCUGGGUGCGCUGCGCGAAGAUGAUAUCUUGCCUUGGACCCAGGACAUGGACAUCGUUGUAGACCGCCGAUAUUGGCCCCAACUCCAGCGUGGUUUGGAGGCUGCAGAGUUUUUCGGUGGAAGACGCUACCUCUUCGGAGUGGAUCAGUGGGAGGAAAAAGUCUCCAGAGUUUGCGCCGAUUGGGAGGGGUUUGCCUCCUCCAUCAUCGGCGGGCAAGAAGGUGAUCGGUUCAGCCGGCCCGCAGACUUCCAUUUGGAUGUGUACGCCAGCGACUGGUGGCAAAUCACUGACCUUCACCUCGUCGAUUGCGUUGAACCUCUCGGCGUCAAGCAUCUCCAGAUUCGUGGGCGCAACUUUUCGGCGCCUGCACGACCGAGAGCGUGCGUGGAGAAACUGUACGGAUCGGAAUGGCGAAUUCCGAAGAAGGCUCUUGCAGGCGUGAACUGA
Molecule: messenger RNA, 705 nt
Organism: Symbiodinium sp. CCMP2456
Lineage: Eukaryota; Dinophyceae; Suessiales; Symbiodiniaceae
Source: the annotation of a GenBank genome assembly